Molecule: messenger RNA, 4025 nt
Organism: Onychostoma macrolepis
Lineage: Eukaryota; Metazoa; Chordata; Actinopteri; Cypriniformes; Cyprinidae
Product: fas-binding factor 1 homolog
Exons: 31
Coding region: 435-3965 (1176 amino acids)
Biological process (GO): cilium assembly; establishment of epithelial cell polarity
Cellular component (GO): centriole; ciliary transition fiber; ciliary basal body
Source: RefSeq, a predicted model, not a curated record
UGUAAACAGGAAGUGCGUCACGGAAUUUCAAACCCGUAGAGCCCACAGCUCAUACCGGUUCAUCACAGUGUUUCAGAAUUACGUAAAUAAAUAUUGUUUUACUUAUUAAUCUUUCGCUAGAAUGAAAGUGCGGCUUCGUGUGUGGGUUCCGGUCGCAGAGACACAGGAUCUUUGACUCUGAGGAACUGAUUCAUCAACACUGAAGCUCUUCCCGUCCACAACACAUCUGAGGAUUGAGAAGUAAUAUCAAAUCCUGCCUGCAUCCCUAUCAUCCAGACAGAACCAGAACCGGAUCCAUCAGCAGAAGUGGAUCUUUAACGGGUUUUAGUGAUGAUCAGCUGAUCUCGUGUAGACGCUGUGCUGGUUUCCAUUGGAAACGGGCACGCGCGCAGAUUUCACUGUAAACACCCAGUUUCUCCCGCUGGGGAUCAGACAUGACUUCAAAACCAAAGAAGGGGCUCAGAAGCUCAAUAGAUGACGUGUUAGGAGAUCUGCUGGGUGAUGAUGACGAUGAAGGUCCAGUGAAGGUGCGCUCACCUGCAGCCGUGUCCAGCAAACCCGCGGCCGUCCUCACGUCCCGCAGCGGGAAGAGGUCGCUUCUGGAUGAUGAUUUCUUCAGUAAACUGGCAGAAGAGGCUGAGAAAGAUGAUGAGGGCUCUGACGUGUCUGAGGCCGAUCCUGCCGCUCUGCUGGACAGCAUGAAGAAUAUGGAUGAUAUGGAUGCGGAUCUCUUCAGCUCCAAGAAGAAGCCGAGCUCGGCUCCUGUUCAGAUGAAAGACUCCAAAACAACAGAACCUUCUAAAGCAGGAGACAAGAGCAAAACCACCGAAGACACGGUUCUUGAAGACAAAAAGCCCAGUUCUGCUCCGGCCUCCACAGCGAGAGCUUACAAGAAGUUCAGCUUUCUGGAUGAUGAAGGUGGAGGUCUCGAUCCUCCUCCUCCAGAUGAAGAUAAAGUGGACGAUUCGUUAGAUGAUUUACUGGAUGACCUGGAACACAAGCAGAAGACGACUAAGAAAACCGAUCCGCCGUCCUCUUCCUCACCAGCCGCUCCUCAGAAAACAGAGACGGCAUCUCCAGCAGCUGCUGUGAAGAAGAGAGAUGAUCUGACAUUUGACGAUGAUGAAGAUGAUCUGAUGGACGCUCUGGGCUUUGGAGAAACACACAAAACACAAGGAAACGGAAAGUCACAGAAGAAAGACAGCGAUCCUCCUCUGAGAGCUCGCACACGACUGGAUGAGAUCCUGGGCCGAGGAACGUCUCCUCGUCUGCUGGAGAGACCCGUCACGGGAGAGAAGAAAGACACGCCACAGCCGGAGAAACUGCCGGAGAAGAGCUCAGCUGGAAAAGCCUCUCUGAUGGAUGAGGAGGACUUCACAUUCGGCUCCUAUCAGCCCACGAUGGGCUCGACUCCAGAGGGCCGUCAGUCCCGCAGACAGUCUGUCAGAUUCUCGACUGAAGACGUGAGAGUUCACUCACCCUCCGCACGCACCGCCCGGCCCAGAUCAGACUGGCUCGGACUGAAGCAGGACGAAGAGGAGCAAAAGAUGAAGGAGGAACCCAAACAAUCAGCACCAGAGACCCUGAAGCCCCCGGCGUCACCCUCCUCAGCGGCCCGUAAAGAGACACCCGCUUUAAAGACAGCAGAUCCACCGGCAGCACCCUCUUCUCCUAAAACCAUCUCAAAACCAGUGAAGAGAGACGAGGACGAGGAAGACGACUGGCUCGCCGGAGCACUGAGUCGCAAGAAAACACAGUCAGUGAGCCAAUCAGAGGACAGAGAGAGGAAACAGGACGUUUCAUCAGGUCUGGGGGAGGAAGUGGACGUGUUUGUCAGCUCUAAAUCAAAUGUGCCUUUAGCCCCACGAAGACAACAGGACGAGUCUCCCGUCCCAAACCCAGAGCCCAGCAGAGAGUCCACUGGCGUCUCCGUCCAACACAACACGAGCUCAGAAACUCAACACAAACCUGGACUCGAUCAGACCCUCUCAUCACAGUCCAGAGAGCCUAAACCACGGCCCUUUAACUCAUCCAGCAGCACACAACCCAAGCCACAUGCUCAGGACCCCAGAACACCCUCAGGAUGGGACAUCCAGAUAGAGACGCCCCCCUCAAACCCCGUCCAGGGGUGGCAUGUGCCUGCUCUAACGCCCCCUGCAGUGUGGAUGUUUCCACAGAAGUCUGAUGCAGAGGGCUCUGUACCUGCGACACAAACACACGCACCUUUACCAGCAGACAGUCUACAGCAGCUACUCAUACAACAGCAGCUGGCUCAGUCUCAGCUGUGGGGUCUGAGCGGCUCUCUGGACUCACAGAGACUCAGAGGCACGGACCAUCAGCACGACGUGACGUCACUGCAGAAACGCAUCAUUCAUCUGGAGGGACAGGUGAGGAGUUUACAGCUGGAGAGAGACCAGAAUCAGAUGCUGUUAGAGAGCGUUCAACAGAGACACAAACAAGACACUGAGCUCAUGGAGAACAUGCACAGAGCUCGUGUGAAGCUGCUGGAGGAAUCAGCCGCUCAGCGAGAGCUGCGCUCGAGGCAGGAGAACGAGGACCUGGCGGAGAGACUGGCUGCAGUCACACGUCUGACGGAGCAGGAGAGAGCAGAGAUGCAGGCGCAGCAGCAGCGCAGACUCACGCAGUGUCAGCAGGACAGAGACAGAGAGGUGGAGAGACUCAGAGACCUGCAGAGGAAGUCCAUCCUGGAGAUGAAGAGAGAUCAUGAAGAGCAGAUCCAGCGUCUGAAGAAACUGAAGGACGAGGAGAUCGAUGCGGUGACCAGUGCCACGUCUCAGACCAGGUCUCUGACGGUGGUCAUCGAGCAGAUGGAGAAGUUCUCCCGCAGGCUGGGCGAUCUCUCGUCUCGAGUGGAGAGUUCACAUGAAAACACGGCGCAGGGGCUGGAGAUCGGAGCCAGACAGAGAGACGAACAGCUCAGAGUUCUGCAGGAGCGCAUGAGUCAGCAGCAGCGUGAGAUGGCCGAAGAGAGGUCACGACUCAAAGAGGUCAUCGCCAAGAUGGACACACAGCUGGCCGAGCAGCAGAGACAGCUGGAGAAGGAGCGCUGGCGGGUCACGUCAGAACAGGCCAAAGCUGAAUCAUCUCUGCGAGGACUGGAGGAGGAGAGACGGACCAUGAUGCAACAGUUCAGCAUGGAGAGGGAGGAGCUGGAGAGGGCAAAGAGCACUCUGCUGGAGGAGCAGCAGUCCGUCAUGCAGCACUGUGCAGAAGAGCGCAGGAAGCUGGCGGCCGAGUGGAGCCGCUUUCACACGCAGGAGAAACUGCGUCAGGAGCGCGUGGAGAGAGAGGCCAACCGAGCCAUAGAGAGAGACGCAAACAGAGAGGGGUCCAUCUUCAGCAUGGCACAGGAGCAGGCGGAUCUGAAGCUGCGCGCCGGAGAGCUGAAACAGAAGGAGGAAGCGCUGCUGAGAGAGAGAGACGGUCUGGAGAAACUGAGACAGGAGCUGGACGCUGAGAAAGACCGCCUGAGCGCCGCGGCUCUGAGACUCAAGACACGAGCGCAGGAGGUGGAGGGAUUUAGUAAGCUGGCGUCCGAGCGCUUUGAGGAGGGAGAGCGAGCACUGAGAGAGGCCAGACAGGUGGAGGCCGAACAUCAGACACGACUACGCAACAUCCACACGCAGGUGGAGAGACUACGACAACAGGAGCACAACCUACAGCAGGAGCGUCUGAGGAUGACGGAUCAUCACAGAGACAUGGAGCGACUGAGACCCCCUCUUCCCGUCCAUCCGGGGACGUCAGCGCCUCUCAUCACAGAUUUCUCUCCAGGAUUGGCCAGCACACACCUGACCCCCGCUGUGAACCCGCUGCCUGCUGAACUUCACGCCCGCCUCGCCCUCAUCAAACACACCGCUGAGAAGGACAGAGACUUCCUGCAAGAGGAGCAGUACUUCCUGGACACGCUGAAGAAAACCUCAUACAACUCAGCCUGCAACACAUGACCACACAGAGAUGGGAAUCGUUUUGAUAUGCUUUAUUUGUUAAUAAAUGUUGUAAAAAGA